CUUCUCUCGUCUCGGACCUUAUCACACACACUCUCUCUCUGUUCUUGUCGCUUAUCAAGGACCGCUGCCUUGCUCGACCUGGCUUAGGUGACUUGGAGCUGAUCGACUCCCGCACCCUUCACCAGGAUAAAUCACCGUCCAGCGAUCCCUCACCGAUCCCGCCCCGUUGCCACGGACCAUCAUCUCUUUCCAUCCCACCUUCCACCGAUUCCAGAACCCGUCGUUACACUUCCUCCCGACUCAACACCAACGACUUCCCCCAUCGGACGUCGAAUCACUAGUCCCUAGCAUCACCUCGAUCAUCGCAAUAGCAGCCACCCUCUAUCACAGCCUAAUCAACCCUCAUACACCCUUAUCAACAUGUGGUCUUGGUUCGGCGGAUCCGCCGCUCAGAAGCGGAAAGAUGCGCCCAAGAAUGCGAUUCUCAUGCUUCGCGAGCAGCUGGACAUGCUCCAGAAGCGCGAGAAGCACUUGGAGAAUCUGAUGGAGGAGCAGGAUGCAAUUGCUCGGAAGAACGUAACGUCAAACAAGGCCGCGGCUAAGAACGCCCUUCGACGGAAGAAGGUUCAUGAGAAGAACCUCGAGCAGACGACGGCGCAGAUCGUUCAGCUAGAACAGCAGAUUUACUCGAUCGAGGCGGCGAAUAUCAACCAGGAGACUUUGAAGGCUAUGGAGGCGGCUGGUGCGGCGAUGGCGAAGAUCCAUGGCUCUAUGACGAUUGAUAAGGUGGAUGAGACGAUGGAUACACUUCGCGAACAGCACCAACUCAGCACGGAAAUCGCAACAGCCAUUACAAGCACCUCUCUGGUCGAUCAACCAGACGAGGCCGAUUUGGAGGAGGAACUCGAGGGUUUGGAGCAGGAGGCCAUGGACGAGCGGAUGCUCAACACAGGUACUGUGCCGGUUGCAGACCAGCUCAAUCGUUUACCUCCUGCGGCAAAUGGAGAAAUCAAAUCCAAACCCCAGACCGAAGAAGAAGACGAGGAAGCAGAACUGGAGAAGCUACGUGCGGAAAUGGCCAUGGGAUAACUGGCCAACUAGCUAUUUCGUUUUCCUCCAAUUCCUUACAGACUCGGGUUUCUUUCACCUCUCCUUCUUCCCUUUUUAAUCAUAUGUGUCAAAGAACAUGUGCUGCCUCCAUUCCACCGUUUUGAUUGAUUGCGUUAUUUGCGCCCCUUGGAGUUAGUUAAUUUUUUUUCUUAUUACUUGAAUCCUUGCAUGAUGGAAUGAAAUCAUUGUCUACUUAUGUUCAGAUUCUAUAUCGUGAUUGAAUACAUCCGCUAGUAGUAGAG
Messenger RNA from Aspergillus costaricaensis CBS 115574, 1292 nucleotides. Its product is annotated as ESCRT-III subunit protein SNF7. The transcript has 4 exons. Gene Ontology annotation, cellular component: multivesicular body; cytoplasmic side of plasma membrane; ESCRT III complex. Bases 361 to 1029 code for a protein of 222 amino acids. The record is from RefSeq and is a predicted model, not a curated record. NCBI's taxonomy places the organism in Eukaryota, Fungi, Ascomycota, Eurotiomycetes, Eurotiales, Aspergillaceae. Gene Ontology annotation, biological process: vesicle budding from membrane; late endosome to vacuole transport via multivesicular body sorting pathway.